This is a messenger RNA of Helianthus annuus (common sunflower), 605 nucleotides long. RefSeq names its product NADH dehydrogenase [ubiquinone] 1 beta subcomplex subunit 7. Gene Ontology annotation, cellular component: mitochondrion. Bases 72 to 371 code for a protein of 99 amino acids. Lineage: Eukaryota; Viridiplantae; Streptophyta; Magnoliopsida; Asterales; Asteraceae. The transcript is spliced from 2 exons. The record is from RefSeq and is a predicted model, not a curated record.
GAGAAUCUGUUUAUUAUUGUCGACCCAUUUGUAACCCUAAACUCAUCUGCGGCUCCUUGACGAAAUCAUCAAUGGAGAUCGAAGGAUCAUCAAAACCAAUGAUAGCAACACAGAAAGAGAUGGUGGAGGCAAAGGUGCCGCUAGCAUACAGAGACCAGUGCGCACACCUGCUCAUCCCGCUCAACAAGUGCCGCCAAUCCGAGUUCUAUCUCCCAUGGAAAUGCGAAGACGAGCGUCACACCUACGAGAAGUGCGAGUACGAGCUUGUUAUGGAGCGGAUGCUCCAGAUGCAGAAGCUCAAGCAAGCCAAUAAGCAGCCGCAGGGACAGGGAAGCUCCAUUCCUCUUAUUCCUAAAGCUGCCAAUGCCUGAUUUGCCCUAAUUCUUCCGGAUCGGAGAUUUAGGGUGCUUUUAAUGGGUGACUUUGGACUUCCAGUUGAUGUGUUUUUAUGUUUCCGGGAUGUUUAAAAAUUUUCAUCCUUGUUAAUAAAAGGAGGUACUGUCUCUAUCUUUGAUUCACUGAAAUUACCAAACAGUGAUAAAAUGUUAAAACUGGAAGACAAUGUAUUUCAGAUGCAAUAGUUUUUUUACACCAACUUAAUUUAA